GUUUCUGACAUUCUUCUUCAGGCUAUACGGGCUAUACCUGUUCUGUGGUGAAACAAAAACAAAUGAACGAAAAUGUGAAAACACACAUGUUUUUUUGAAAUUUUCAAUUUAUUCUCAAUCAUCUGAAAUUCUAAGAAGAAAUGUCUUCCAGAUUACCUCUCGUUGUCAUUUUGGGCGCUACAGGUUCAGGAAAAACAAAACUGUCCUUAGAAUUAGCCAAAAAAUUUGGAGGAGAAAUCAUAGGAGCUGAUUCCAUGCAGGUAUAUAAAGGACUUGAUAUUAUUACAGCAAAAGCAACUCAUGAAGAACAAUUGUUGGCUCCUCAUCAUAUGAUUGAUAUCCUGGAACCUCAGGAGACAUUCACUGUUAUUGAAUACAAAAACAGAACAUUGAAGGUGAUUGACAGUCUCCUCUCUAAUGGGAAACUUCCCAUUGUUGUUGGAGGUACGAACUAUUACAUUGAAUCACUUCUUUGGAAAAUACUCAUUGAUGAUGGUCCUUUCAAUAAAGGGCCAGGAAUCCUACCUAACAAUGAUCAUGAAUUACCAAGUGAAAAAUUACAUGAAAAACUCAUGUUACUGGAUAUUUCUAUGGCCAAGAGACUGCACCCCAAUAAUAAAAGGAAAAUUUUAAGGUCUCUUGAGAUAUUAUACAAGAAUGGUAGAAAACAUAGUGAAAUAUUGGAGGAACAACAAUCUGCCAAAGAUGCUUCUCCCUCUGGUGGAGGCUUGAGGUUUCCAAAUUCUUUGGUUUUGUGGUUACAGUGUGAUCAGGAUAUUCUUGAUAAAAGACUGGAUGACAGAGUUGAUAGUAUGAUGGAAGAGGGACUCUUGAAGGAAUUGCUGAAUUUCCACAAAAUGUACAAUAAAGAUAGAAUGAAUAUUGAGAGUGAACCAGAUUACACUAAAGGGAUAUUCCAGUCUAUAGGAUUCAAAGAAUUCCACUCAUAUCUUAUGUUAAGUGAAGAAGAGCGCAUUGGCAGAGAUGGUCUUCAAAAGUUGAAUGAAGGGUUUGAACAACUGAAAAUGGCCACUAGAAGAUAUGCAAGGAAACAAAGGAGAUGGAUUGUCAAUAGAUUUCUUGGCAGAGAGGAUAGACAGGUUCCCCCAAUAUAUGGGUUGGACGCAUCCGACACGUCCAAAUGGCAAGAGCAAGUCAACAAAAUCGCCAUUGAAAUAGUGGAGAGCUCCAUUGCCGGGACCGAGCAGUUGCACCAGCAAUUGCCCAAACAGUCCAGUAAUUCAGUACCGAAUGCCGACGACACUACAUACACCUGUGACGUUUGCGAUCGCGUGUUCGUCGGCGACUUUCAAUGGACGAUCCAUCGAAAUUCGCACAAGCAUAGGAAGAUGGUGGACGCGAGGAAUAAGAAGAUGGCUGCUGGUGCUACGCCACUCAACACAUGACGGUAGCCCCAUUUUGUUUUUCUAUGCCUCCGAGGUGGUCGCAAAGUAUAGAGAAUUGCCCUGUUAUAUAUAUUUACGAUUAACGAAAUGGAUCAGAAGAUCGCUGAAAUCGGAGAAGUGUGCCAUCACUGAAUUAUCAUACUAUUUCUAUAUUUGGUCAACAGCGAGGUUACAUCACAGGUACGUUCAAUCGAGCUGAGGUCAAACUGUCUUGCAUAAUCAAAAAUAAUGGAAAAAUUCGAUGGCUAAUUAUUUUUGUAAAUAAAGCAAUAUUAUUCG
Messenger RNA from Phaedon cochleariae (mustard beetle), 1685 nucleotides. NCBI's taxonomy places the organism in Eukaryota, Metazoa, Arthropoda, Insecta, Coleoptera, Chrysomelidae. The record is from the annotation of a GenBank genome assembly.